AUGGAAGCAUACAUGGCCCGCAUCGCCCAAUUCUCCACCUACCCCAAGCUCUCCUCCCGCAUUCGCUUCGGCCUGCAAGACAUUCUGGAGCUCCGGGCGAACAAGUGGCAGGCCAGGAGGAAGGUCGAGGGGCCGAAGAAGAUCGAUCAGGUGCAUAGGGACGCUAGGGACGAACGGUCCAAUGCCGUCGCGACAGCUGGCAGGCAGAUAUUGGAGCGCGGGGGCGGGGGGAGUAGGGGCCCGGGCGGCGGCAUGCGCAGCGGGCGGCGGCCGGAGUAUGGCAUGGAGCCGCCCGGGCGGCCGGGUUUGGCUGGGUCUGGGUCGAUGAGGGGCGGCCCGGGGUUGAUUGGGGGGCAAGGGGGGCCGGGGGGAGGGAUGUAUGGGCGGGGGCCAGUGUAUGGGCACCCUGGGGGGAUGGGGGGGGGAAGAGGGGGAGGCCCUGGCGGGUAUGAGGGGAGGGGGGGGAUGGAGGAUAUGGGUCGGCCCAUGCCCCUCCCCCAGAGGAACAUGGAGGAGGGGGAAUUGAAGCUGGGGCCGCAUGGGGGACUGGGGAGACCUGUGGGCGGAGGGCCAGGGGGAGGCAUGGGCGGGGGGAUGAGGGGGGGACCUGGGGGACCUAUGGGGGGACCCAUGGGGGGGCUUAUGGGGGGCCCAGGACGCGGGGGACCUGAAGGGGCAAGAGAGGGAGCAGGCGGAGCAGGAGGAGGAGCAGGAGGAGGAGGAGGAGCAGGAGGAGGAGGAGCAGGGGCAGGGGCUGCAGCAGGCACAGGAGCAGGAGCAGGAGCAGCAGGGGGGCCAGGAGGGGGAGCAGGAGGUGCAAAGGCGGGGGCGGGGAUGGAUGAAGAGAGCGCAGUGGCAAAGGCCAACAGUGCAUUGGAAGAAUUUCUCAGUGCCCGUGAUUUCAAGGAGGUCUGUCUGUGCAUCGAGGAGCUACAGGCGCCGCAGCAUCACGGGGCGGUAGUGGCGGGGUGGGUGGCGGCGGGACUCGAUAAGAAGGAGGCGCAGAGGCAGCAGGUGGAGGACCUGGUCGUGCGGCUGUGCUGCGAGCCCAAGCCGCCACUCUUCACAAGUGACCAGAUCCAACAAGGUCUGGUGAGAGUCUUCCAGGAGCUCGAGGAUUGGUCAGUUGACGCCCCCAAGGCCCCGCAGCACGUGGGCCGCCUGAUUGGCCGGCUCGUGGCAGCCGGCGCCAUCCCACUGGCCGACGUGGCCCGGCUGGUGAAAUCAGGCGGUGCAGAGGAGGGGAGUCUGGUGGAGAUGGGUGAGGGGAUGAAGGUGAUGGCAGCGGUGGUGGGUGCAGUGAGGGCGGAGAAGGGGGAGAAGGAGGCCGGGGAGAUGGUGCGGGCGGCAGGGAUUGAGGGGCCGGAAGAGUUUAUGGAGGAGAGGGCGAGAGGGUGGAAGGAGAAGGUUGAGGAGGCGCGGAAGGCUCUGGGGCUGGCAGGUGCUACGGAUCCGCUGCAAGCAGUGGCAGAGCACCUGAAAGACGCUUUUGCGAAGGGAGAAUCAGCAGAGGCUGUGCUUAAAUGGCUUCAGGCCAACACUCCACCUGACACCCCAACGCAGCCAGCUCUCCUGCGCCUGCUCAUGCGCUCGCUGCUGCAGCAGUGCAUUGGUGCCAGCAGACAAGACUUCAAGAAGCUUCUGGCAGGGCCAGUAAAGAAGUAUGCCAAGGUCUUCCAUGAGUAUGCAGCAAAGAAGCAAAAACCCAACCAAGUUCAAUAUCUUUUCGGAGCUCAAGAGUAUGCAGAGUCGUGUGGGCACCCAGCGGGCCUGCUAGAUGCGGUCUUCAGAACACUCUACGACCUCGAUGUGGUGGAGGAGCUUAUGAUCUUCAGGUGGCAAGACGACAACAAGGACCCAACGCCUGGCAAGCAAAAGGCAUACUUGGAUGUGCGCCAUUUUCUUACUUGGCUAAGCACAGCACAGGAGGAGGGCACAGAGGAAAAUGGAGGUAGUGGUGAUGAGAAGGCUUAA
Molecule: messenger RNA, 1974 nt
Organism: Closterium sp. Naga37s-1
Lineage: Eukaryota; Viridiplantae; Streptophyta; Zygnematophyceae; Desmidiales; Closteriaceae
Source: the annotation of a GenBank genome assembly